Populus euphratica (Euphrates poplar) is the source of this 1658-nucleotide messenger RNA. RefSeq lists its product as uncharacterized. The record is from RefSeq and is a predicted model, not a curated record. The coding region runs from base 82 to 1071 and encodes 329 amino acids. Lineage: Eukaryota; Viridiplantae; Streptophyta; Magnoliopsida; Malpighiales; Salicaceae. Gene Ontology annotation, molecular function: protein binding. The transcript is spliced from 2 exons. Gene Ontology annotation, cellular component: chloroplast thylakoid membrane.
UUCUUUUUCCUCCCCUCCUCCCAGGAUUUUCCUUUUCUUCUCCUUUUAUCAUCAGGGUUUUAGCUUGGGAGAAGAAAAAGAAUGGAGUCCAUUGCGAAACAACCCCUUAAUCUCUCUCUCAACCCCCAUCGUCCAUCAUUUCCAAACCCCAUCAUUUCCCUCUCCUUUAAAACUCCACCUCCCUCAUCAUCACCCUUCAAACUCACCACCUCCAUCAGAGCCUCAUCCUCCUCCCGCAUCACCCCAGUCAAUCAAUCCCUUACCACCAUCAUCAAAACGACUUCCAUCACUCUCACCGCCGCUGCCGUAUUAUUCUUCACGCGCUUCAACUCCAAACCCGCAAUCGCCUCCCCGGUCGCCGCGUCGUCAUCCACUGCAGACCCCACAAAAGAAUCAUCCAAAGAAAAUGUCUCGUUUGAAGAACAAGAAAGAGCUCUUCAAGAUCAUCUAGCUCAAAACCCCAGUGAUGUCGAAGCUUUACGGUCUCUCAUGGAGGUGAGGAUCAAAUCAAAGAAACUUCAAGAGGCAAUUGAAGUAGUUGACCGAUUAAUCGAGCUGGAACCAAAUGAAGAUGAAUGGCCAUUGUUGAAAUCUCAAAUUUAUACUUACAGUGGAGAUUUUGAGUCUGCUAAAGAUGGAUUUGAAGCAGUUUUGCAAAAAGACCCACUUCGGGUCGAGGCUUAUCAUGGCCUUGUAAUGGCGAAUUCGGAAUCCGGUGGUUCGUUGGAAGUUGUGUUGAAAAGAAUUGAGAGUGCAAUGAAUAAAUGUAAGAAAGAAAAGAAGAACUCGGAUUUGAGGGAUUUUAAGUUACUGAUUGCGCAAGUUAGAGUAAUCGAGGAGAAGUAUUUUGAUGCGUUGAAGGUUUAUGAGGAGUUGGUGAAAGAGGAACCGAGGGAUUUUAGGCCGUAUUUGUGUCAAGGGAUGAUUUAUACUUUAUUGAGGAAGAAAGAUGAAGCAGAAAAGAAGUUUGAGCAGUUUAAAAAGCUUGUUCCAAAGAAUCAUCCUUAUAGGGAGUAUUUGGUUGAAAAUAUGUUUGCUACUAACUUCUUUUCGGAGAAGGUAGAGAGAUAGAGGAGUUGAGGGGUGUGGCUGAAUGCAUUGAGGUUAAGGGUAAUACCAAGUUGGCCGCAGGAGGAAUUUAUAGAUGGCGUUGUGCCACGUGCAUCUUCUUUGAUUGUUGAAAAUGCAUGUAUGGCUUAUACUAAGGUGUUGAAGAGAUCCACCAUCUCUGCAAAUGCUUUGCACAACAAGGCCGAGUGAGUUCGACUUUGUACCAGAUAGGAGGCAAAUGCUGGAGUUUGGAUUAUGGUGUCUUUACUGUAAUUUGGCAAAUUUGGGGUGAUCAGGCUUGGCCAUGAUGGUUCGUAGUUGUGUUUUCUAUAAUAUAUUUUCUCAUUGUGAUUUCAGAUUAUUACAGUUAUCAUUUAGCGAGAAUAUUUUAACGGGUUAAACUCAAAGCUAAAAUGUCAUGUUAAUCCAAUGAUUGUAGAGAAUAUGUGACCGUAAAGAAUUCAGGUUUGGAGCCUGUGAUUCGGUUUCAGUUCCAUGUGCUGCUGCCUUUUUGGACGGUGGAAUUGGUAGUCUUUAAGCUUGUGCUGUUAAUGACUAGUUGUCGUGAUGAAAUCUUCAUGCAGUGUAAGAUUAUGAUUUAAUAUCCA